GCAGGGAGAGAAGAGUCAGAGGAUGGUGCAGAGCACUUUUGGGAAGCCGCCACGCCGCGUCUCAGACUGGCCUGGCUGAGCUGGGAGAGGGGAGCGAGGGCGGCGCAGGACGGGCGCGACGCUGGCCGAGGGCAGCUCAGCGCGGGCCUGACCUCUUCCGGAGCGCCUCGCGGCGCCCCCCGACCACCCGCUGGGUGGUUCCCUGGGGCCCUGAGCGCAGCGUCGCGCGGCGGGCGGGCCGUGCGCCCUGGGCGCGCCGGGCAGUGAGCGCGGGAGCCGUGCGCGGCUGGACGCGCGCGCGGGCGGGCAUGGCCAUGCACGCUCUCACGGGCUUCUCGCUCGUCAGCCUGCUCAGUUUCGGCUACCUGUCCUGGGACUGGUCCAAGCCGAGCCUGGUGGCCGAUGGACCUGGGGAGGCCGGCGAGCAGCCUUCUGCCGCUCCUCCCCAACCUCCCCAUAUCAUUUUCAUCCUCACCGACGACCAGGGGUACCACGACGUGGGCUACCAUGGCUCCGAUAUCGAGACCCCUACGCUGGACCGGCUGGCAGCUGAGGGUGUGAAAUUGGAGAAUUAUUAUAUCCAGCCCAUCUGCACGCCCUCACGCAGCCAACUCCUCACCGGCAGGUACCAGAUCCACACGGGGCUGCAGCACUCCAUCAUUCGCCCCCGGCAGCCCAACUGCCUGCCCCUAGACCAGGUGACGUUGCCCCAGAAGCUUCAGGAGGCCGGCUAUUCCACACACAUGGUGGGCAAGUGGCACCUGGGUUUCUACCGCAAGGAGUGCCUGCCCACGCGCCGGGGCUUUGACACCUUCCUGGGCUCGCUUACGGGCAAUGUGGACUACUAUACCUAUGACAACUGUGAUGGUCCCGGCGUGUGUGGCUUCGACCUGCACGAGGGUGAGAGCGUGGCCUGGGGGCUCAGUGGCCAGUACUCUACGCUGCUCUAUGCCCAGCGUGUCAGCCAGAUCCUGGCCAGCCACAGCCCCCGGCAGCCCCUCUUCCUCUACGUGGCCUUCCAGGCGGUGCACACCCCCCUGCAGUCCCCGCGGGAGUACCUGUAUCGCUACCGCACCAUGGGCAACGUGGCCCGGCGGAAGUAUGCGGCCAUGGUGACCUGCAUGGAUGAGGCCGUGCGCAACAUCACCUGGGCCCUCAAGCGCUAUGGCUUCUACAACAACAGCGUCAUCAUCUUCUCCAGUGACAACGGUGGCCAGACUUUCUCGGGGGGCAGCAACUGGCCCCUCCGGGGACGCAAAGGCACUUACUGGGAAGGGGGGGUGCGGGGGUUGGGCUUCGUCCAUAGCCCCCUGCUCAAGCGGAAGCGCAGGACGAGCCGGGCCCUGGUUCACAUCACCGACUGGUACCCGACCCUGGUGGGCCUGGCCGGGGGCAGUGCCUCGGCGGCCGACGGGCUGGACGGCUAUGACGUGUGGCCCGCCAUCAGCGAGGGCCGGGCGUCACCGCGCACUGAGAUCCUGCACAACAUCGACCCGCUGUACAACCACGCAGAGCACGGCUCCCUGGAGGGGGGCUUUGGCAUCUGGAACACGGCCGUGCAGGCGGCUAUCCGCGUGGGCGAGUGGAAGCUGCUGACCGGAGACCCUGGCUAUGGAGACUGGAUCCCCCCGCAGACGCUGGCUGCCUUCCCCGGCAGCUGGUGGAACCUGGAGCGCCUGGCCAGCGCCCGCCAGGCCGUGUGGCUCUUCAACAUCAGUGCUGACCCCUACGAACGGGAGGACCUGGCCGGCCAGAGGCCUGACGUGGUCCGGGCCCUGCUGGCCCGCCUGGUGGACUAUAACCGCACGGCCAUCCCUGUGCGCUACCCGGCUGAGAAUCCUCGGGCCCACCCUGACUUCAAUGGGGGAGCUUGGGGACCCUGGGCUAGUGAGGAGGAAGAGGAAGAGGAGGAAGGGGAGGAGGAAAGCAAGUCCCGAAGCUUCUCUUGGGGGCGACGCCCAAAGAAAUGCAAGAUUUGCAAGCUGCGCUCCUUUUUUCGUAAACUCAACACCAGGCUGAUGUCUCACCGCAUCUGAACGGGAUGGGGGCGCCGGGAGGGUCUCUGUCGAUCCCCUAGUCUCCUGUA
Molecule: messenger RNA, 2086 nt
Organism: Sorex fumeus (smoky shrew)
Lineage: Eukaryota; Metazoa; Chordata; Mammalia; Eulipotyphla; Soricidae
Gene: ARSI
Product: arylsulfatase family member I
Exons: 2
Coding region: 309-2036 (575 amino acids)
Source: RefSeq, a predicted model, not a curated record